Haplochromis burtoni (Burton's mouthbrooder) is the source of this 1597-nucleotide messenger RNA. RefSeq names its product MYD88 innate immune signal transduction adaptor (gene myd88). The record is from RefSeq and is a predicted model, not a curated record. Gene Ontology annotation, biological process: positive regulation of canonical NF-kappaB signal transduction; MyD88-dependent toll-like receptor signaling pathway. The coding region runs from base 157 to 1023 and encodes 288 amino acids. Lineage: Eukaryota; Metazoa; Chordata; Actinopteri; Cichliformes; Cichlidae. The transcript is spliced from 5 exons. Gene Ontology annotation, molecular function: TIR domain binding.
GCACUCCAGCGCAAAGACUUCACUUCCUCAGUCAGGUAGGUUGUGUUGUAGACUUCCGACACAACACAGCAUUUCAAAUCACGUCUAUCGUUAUAAUGUUUAGUCUUUCUUACUCAUACAAAAAACUCCGUUAACUUAACCGGAAACUUUUGGAACAUGGCUUGCGCCGACUCGAAAGUUGACUUGGAGAAGAUUCCUCUCGUUGCGCUAAACAUGAGCGUGAGGAAAAAGCUGGGACUUUAUCUGAACCCCAAGCACACGGUAGCAGCGGACUGGAUGGCGCUCGCAGAGGCCAUGGGCUUCAACUACCUGGAAAUAAAGAACUACGAAGUGUCCAAAAACCCAACCUGUACGGUUCUGGAGGACUGGCAGGCCCGGAGCACAGACACGUCAGUGGGGAAGUUGUUGUCAAUGCUCUCGGAGCUGGACAGAGAAGACAUCGUGGAGGAUCUGCGACCACUGAUAAAUGAGGAUGUCCGGAAGUACUGUGAGAAUCUUAAAAAGAAAGCUGAACCCCCGCUCCAGGUUCCUGAGGUCGACAGCUGUGUCCCUCGCACCCCUGAGAGGUCUGGGAUCACUGUGGAUGAUGACCCUGAAGGGGUUCCCGAGAUGUUUGAUGCCUUCAUCUGCUACUGCCAGAGCGACUUUGCGUUCGUCCACGAAAUGAUCCGUGAGCUGGAGCAGACGGACUACAAGCUGAAACUGUGUGUGUUCGACAGAGACGUCCUCCCGGGCUCCUGCGUGUGGACCAUCACUAGUGAACUCAUCGAGAAGAGGUGUAAACGGAUGGUGGUGGUGAUUUCUGAUGAAUAUCUCAACAGCGAUGCCUGUGACUUUCAGACCAAGUUUGCUCUCAGCCUUUGUCCUGGAGCUCGAAGUAAACGCCUGAUUCCAGUGAUCUACAAGCCGAUGACAAAGCCCUUCCCCAGCAUUUUACGCUUCCUCACCAUUUGUGACUACACCCGGCCUUGCACGCAGGCCUGGUUCUGGACUCGGCUUGCCAAAGCUCUGUCGCUGCCAUAACUGUGGAGCAGGUGGUUAAUCAUAUUUCAAAGUGCCUUUUUGUUAUUCCAUUAAAAGAUUAUGUUGGACAGUGGCCAAAUGCAACAUUGGAGGAAUCUCAUGAUUACACUGUAUGUAUAUAUUUUACUGCUUCAAAUUGCACUUCCUUUGGAGACGAUACAGAUUCCUGCACACUGUCAUUAUGAAAGUGAGACUGCACAGUAGCAACAAAGUUCUCAGUGCACAGAGUCAUUAUCAUAUUAUGAGAUUUCCACUUCUAACAGGGGUUUUGUGUGGCCCUAUUUUGUGUUUUAUGUGUGUUGCAUUGAAAAGAAGGGUACAUUCUUUUGCCACUUCCUCUUUUGAGCAAACUUGUUCAUGAAAUUGAAGCUUAAAGAGGAAGAACUGUUUUGGCUCUGAUACUUUCACAAGUUCAGUUCUACUGACAGCUGACACCUGCCUUUUUGUGCAGCAAUUCUGUUACUGUGGGAUCUCUACUUUUGAGUUUGUGUUUUUAAAAUGCUCUUUUUAGACCAAUUAAAAUAAUGUUGUUGUUUUUUUUUAAAUAAACGAAUAAAGUUAACGUGGUGUAUUA